This is a messenger RNA of Cynocephalus volans (Philippine flying lemur), 8584 nucleotides long. It is a transcript of the gene FASN, whose product is annotated as fatty acid synthase. Gene Ontology annotation, molecular function: oxidoreductase activity; fatty acid synthase activity; phosphopantetheine binding. The transcript is spliced from 41 exons. Gene Ontology annotation, biological process: fatty acid biosynthetic process. Lineage: Eukaryota; Metazoa; Chordata; Mammalia; Dermoptera; Cynocephalidae. Gene Ontology annotation, cellular component: cytoplasm. The record is from RefSeq and is a predicted model, not a curated record. Bases 230 to 7771 code for a protein of 2513 amino acids.
CACCCCACCGGCGGCGGCGCGCCGGGUCCCGGGGCGCAGCCCCGACGCUCAUUGGCCUGGGCGGCGCAGCCAAGCUGUCAGCCCAUGUGGCGUGGCCGCCUAGGGAUGGCCGCGGUUUAAAUAGAGUCGGCGCCGGCCUAGAGGGAGCCAGAGAGACGAGCGGCGCCGGCCUCGCUCGUCCGCGCUGCCUCCUUGCCCGCCGCAGCCGCGCCCAGGCCAGAGAGAAGCCAUGGAGGAGGUGGUGAUCGCCGGCAUGUCCGGGAAGCUCCCUGAGUCAGAGAACUUGCAGGAGUUCUGGGCCAACCUCAUCGGUGGUGUGGACAUGGUCACCGAGGAUGACCGCCGGUGGAAGGCGGGACUCUACGGACUGCCCCGGCGGUCUGGUAAGCUGAAGGACCUGUCCAAGUUCGAUGCCUCCUUCUUCGGGGUCCACCCGAAGCAGGCACACACCAUGGACCCCCAGCUCCGACUGCUGCUGGAAGUCACCUAUGAGGCCAUUGUGGAUGGAGGCAUCAACCCAGCAUCGCUCCGAGGGACGCACACUGGUGUCUGGGUGGGUGUGAGUGGUUCCGAGGCCUCGGAGGCCCUGAGUCGAGAUCCCGAGACGCUCCUGGGCUACAGCAUGGUGGGCUGCCAGCGUGCCAUGAUGGCCAACCGGCUCUCCUUUUUCUUCGACUUCAGAGGGCCCAGCAUUGCCCUGGACACGGCCUGCUCCUCCAGCCUGCUGGCUCUGCACAGUGCCUUCCACGCCAUCCGCUGCGGGGAGUGCCCGGCCGCCGUCGUAGGGGGCAUCAACCUGCUGCUGAAGCCCAACACCUCGGUUCAGUUCAUGAAACUGGGCAUGCUCAGCCCCGAGGGCACCUGCAAGUCCUUCGAUGACUCAGGGAAUGGGUAUUGCCGCUCGGAGGCUGUGGUGGCUGUCCUGCUGACCAAGAAGUCCCUGGCCCGGCGGGUGUACGCCACCAUCUUGAACACCGGCACCAACACAGAUGGUUUCAAGGAGCAAGGUGUGACCUUCCCCUCCGGAGAGGUCCAGGAGCAGCUCAUCCGCUCCCUGUACAACCCAGCUGGGGUGGCACCCGAGUCUCUGGAGUACAUUGAAGCCCAUGGGACAGGCACCAAGGUGGGUGACCCCCAGGAGCUGAAUGCCAUCGUCCAAGCCCUGUGCACCUCCCGCCAGGACCCCCUGCUGAUUGGCUCCACCAAGUCCAACAUGGGGCACCCAGAGCCUGCCUCGGGGCUUGCAGCCCUGGCCAAGGUGCUGCUGUCCCUGGAGCACGGGCUUUGGGCCCCCAACCUGCACUUCCACAAGCCCAACCCCGAGAUCCCAGCACUGCAGGAUGGACGGCUGCAGGUGGUGGAGCAGCCCCUUCCUGUGCGUGGUGGCAACGUGUGCAUCAACUCCUUCGGCUUUGGUGGCUCCAAUGUGCAUGUUAUCCUCCGGCCCAACGUGCAGCCGUCCCCCGUGCCUGCCCUGCAAGCCACCCUGCCCCGCCUGCUGCAGGCCAGCGGGCGCACCCACAAGGCUGUACAGAGUCUGCUGGAGCAGGGCCACCAGCACAGCCAGGACCUGGCCUUCGUGAGCAUGCUCAACGACAUUGCAGCCACCCCCACAGCCUCCAUGCCCUUCCGGGGCUACACUGUGCUGGGCACUGAGGGCAGCAGCCAGGAACUGCAGCAGGUGACCCCCAGCGAGCGCCCGCUCUGGUUCAUCUGCUCAGGGAUGGGCACGCAGUGGCGUGGGAUGGGGACAAGCCUCAUGCGCCUGGGCAACUUCCGCAACUCCAUUCUGCGCACCGACAAGGCCCUGAAGCCAUUUGGGCUGCAGGUAUCAGAGCUGCUGCUGAGCUCAGACGAGAACACCUUCGACGACAUCGUCCAUGCCUUCGUGAGCCUCACCGCCAUCCAGAUCGCCCUCAUAGACCUGCUGACCUCCAUGGGCCUGAGGCCUGACGGUAUCAUCGGGCACUCCUUGGGUGAGGUGGCCUGUGGCUACGCCGAUGGUUGCCUGUCCCAGGAGGAGGCCGUCCUCGCCGCCUACUGGAGGGGCCAGUGCAUCAAGGAUGCCAACAUCCCGCCCGGUGCCAUGGCAGCCGUGGGCUUGUCCUGGGAGGAGUGUAAGCAGCGCUGCCCCCCUGGCAUCGUGCCUGCUUGCCACAACUCUGAAGACACAGUGACCAUCUCAGGACCUCAGGACUCAGUGAGCAAGUUUGUGGAGCAGCUCAAGCAGGAGGGUGUGUUUGCCAAGGAAGUGCGGACGGGUGGCAUGGCCUUCCACUCCUACUUCAUGGAGGCUAUCGCCCCCACGCUACUGCAGGCGCUCAAGAAGGUGAUCAGGGAGCCACGGCCCCGCUCGGCACGCUGGCUCAGCACCUCCAUCCCUGAGGCCCAGUGGCAGGGCAGCCUGGCCCGCACGUCCUCAGCUGAGUACAAUGUCAACAACCUGGUGAGCCCCGUGCUGUUCCAGGAGGCACUGUGGCAUGUCCCCGAGCACGCGGUGGUGCUGGAGAUUGCCCCGCAUGCCCUGCUGCAGGCCGUCCUGAAGCGGGGCCUCAAGCCCAGCUGCACCAUCAUCCCACUGAUGAGGAAAGACCACAGGGAUAACCUGGAGUUCUUCCUCACCAACAUCGGCAAGCUGCACCUCACAGGCAUCAACGUCAACCCCAACGCCUUGUAUCCUCCUGUGGAAUUCCCGGCACCCCGAGGAACCCCUCUCAUCUCCCCCCACAUUGAGUGGGACCACAGUCAGACCUGGGACGUGCCUGCAGCAGAGGACUUCCCCAGUGGUUCCAGCUCAUCCUCUGCCACCAUCUACAACAUUGACGCCAGUCCUGAGUCCCCCGACCACUAUCUGGUGGACCACUGUAUCGACGGCCGCGUCAUCUUCCCUGCCACCGGCUACCUGUGCCUGGUCUGGAAGACACUGGCUCGUGCCCUGGGCCUGGCCAUGGAGCAGAUGCCCGUGGUGUUUGAGGACGUGACACUGCACCAGGCCACCCUCCUGCCCAAGACGGGGACCGUGCCCCUGGAAGUGCGGCUUCUGGAGGCCUCCCGCACCUUUGAGGUGUCUGAGAACAACAACCUGAUAGUGAGCGGGAAGGUGUACCAGUGGGAGGACCCCAACCCCAAGCUCUUCAACAGCCCGGAAGCCAUGGGCCCUGCGGACCCCUCAGCUGCCUUCCACCUGGCCCAGGGGGACGUGUACAAGGAGCUGCGGCUGCGGGGCUAUGACUAUGGCCCUCACUUCCAGGGCAUCCUUGAGGCCAACCUCGAAGGCACCUUGGGCAAGCUGCUGUGGAAGGACAACUGGGUGACCUUCCUGGACACCAUGCUGCAAAUGUCCAUUCUGGGCAUAGGCCAACGCAGUCUGCUCUUACCCACGCGCAUCACUGCCAUCCACAUCGACCCUGCCGUCCACCAGCAGAAGGUCCACACACUGCAGGAAAAGGCCCAAGUGGCCGACGUGGUGGUGGACAGCUGCCUAAGUAGCAUCGUGGCUGGUGGUGCUUGUGUCUCCCGACUUCACGCGUCAGCAGCCCCACGGCGGCAGCAGGAGCAGCUGGUGCCCACCCUGGAGAAGUACUCCUUCACGCCGCACGUGCAAGACGGGUGCCUGUCCGCGAGCACCGCCCUGCAUGACGAGCUGCGGCUCUGCAAAGGGCUCACACAGGUGCUGCAGGCCAAGGUGGCCCAGCAGGGGCUGAAGAUGGCGGUCCCUGGGCUGGAUGGGGCCUGGGUCCCCCAGGAGACCCCACAGCAGGGGCUGCCUCGAGUGCUGGCAGCUGCCUGCCAGCUGGAGCUUAACGGGAACCUGCAGCUGGCACUGGGUCAAGUGCUUUCCCAGGAGAGGUCCCUGCUGCCCGAGGACCCCCUGCUCAGUGGCCUACUGGACUCGCCAGCACUCAAGGCCUGUGUGGACACUGCACUGGAGAACAUGCCCAGCCUCCGGGUGAAGGUGGUAGAGGUGCUGGCCGGUGAUGGUCACCUGUACUCCCGCAUCCCGGCACUGCUCAACACCCAGCCCAUGCUGCAGCUGGACUACACAGCCACCGACCGCCUUCCCCAGGCCCUGGAGUCCAACCAGGCCAAGCUGCAGCAGCAUGACAUCGCCAAGGGCCAGUGGGACCCCAAGGACCCUGCCCCCGGCAGCCUGGGCGCGGCUGACCUCCUGGUGUGCAACUGCAUAGUGGCAGGCCUUGGGGACCCAGCCGUGGCCCUGGGCAACAUGGCGGCUGCCCUCAAGGAGGGAGGCUUCCUGCUGCUGCACACACUACUGCGAGGACACACCCUUGGGGAGACCCUGGCCUUCCUUUUCUCCUCCCAGCCUCAGCACGGGCAGGGGCUUCUGAGCCAGGACGAGUGGGAGAGCCUGCUCUCGGGGACAUCGCUGCGCCUGGUAGGCCUAAAGAAGUCCUUCUAUGGCUCUGCGCUCUUCCUGUGCCGCCGGCUGGCCCCCCAGGGCAGCCCCAUCUUCCUGCCUGUGGAGGACACCACCAGCUUCCGAUGGGUGGACUCUCUGAAGAGCAUUCUGGCCGACGACUCCUCCCGGCCUGUGUGGCUGAAGGCGGUCAGCUGCGCCACCUCGGGCGUGGUGGGCUUGGUGAACUGCCUGCGCAAAGAGCCCGGCGGGCACCGCAUUCGGUGCAUCUUGCUGUCCAACCUCAGCAGCACAUCCUACCUUCCCGACAUGGACCCUGGCUCUGCAGAGCUGCAGGAGGUGCUGCAGGGGGAUCUGGUGAUGAAUGUCUACCGUGAUGGGGCCUGGGGGACCUUCCGUCACUUCCCACUGGAGCAGGACAAGCCAGAGCAGCAGACAGCCCAUGCCUUUGUGAAUGUUCUCACACGUGGAGACCUGUCCUCCAUCCGCUGGGUCUGCUCCCCCCUGGGCCACAUCCAGCCCUCUGGCCCUGGCACACAGCAGCUCUGCACCGUCUACUAUGCCUCGCUCAAUUUCCGAGACAUCAUGCUCGCCACGGGCAAGCUGUCCCCCGACGCCAUCCCAGGGAAGUGGGCCGCCCGGGAUUGCAUGCUGGGCAUGGAGUUCUCGGGCCGCGAUGCCGGCGGCCAGCGUGUCAUGGGGCUGGUGCCUGCUGAAGGCCUGGCCACCUCUGUCCUGCUGUCCUCGGACUUCCUCUGGGAUGUGCCCUCCAGCUGGACCCUGGAGGAGGCAGCCUCAGUGCCUGUCGUCUAUGCCACAGCUUACUACUCGCUGGUGGUGCGUGGGCGCGUGCGGCACGGGGAGACGGUGCUCAUCCACUCAGGCUCAGGUGGUGUGGGCCAGGCCGCCAUCGCCAUCGCCCUCAGCCUGGGCUGCCGUGUCUUCACCACUGUGGGGUCGGCUGAGAAGCAAGCGUAUCUCCAAGCCAGGUUCCCACAGCUUGACCGUGCCAGCUUUGCCAACUCCCGGGACACAUCUUUCGAGCAGCACGUGCUGCGGCACACGGCUGGCAGAGGUGUUGAUCUGGUCCUGAACUCACUGGCAGAAGAGAAGCUGCAGGCCAGCGUGCGCUGCCUGGCUCAGCACGGCCGUUUUCUGGAGAUCGGCAAGUUCGAUCUCUCCAACAACCACCCACUCGGCAUGGCCAUCUUCCUGAAGAACGUGACCUUCCACGGGAUCCUGCUGGACGCAAUCUUCGAGGAGGCCAGCUCCAGCUGGCGGGAGGUGGCCGCGCUGUUGCAUGCUGGCAUCCGCGAUGGAGUGGUGCAGCCCCUCAAGUGCACCGUGUUCCCCAAGGCGCAGGUGGAGGAUGCCUUCCGCUACAUGGCCCAGGGGAAGCACAUCGGCAAAGUUGUCAUCCAGGUGCGCGAGGAGGAACCAGAGGCGGUGCUGAAGGGAGUAAAGCCAGCCCUGAUGUCGGCUGUCUCCAAGACCUUUUGUCCCAUGCACAAGAGCUACGUCAUUGUGGGCGGCCUGGGUGGCUUUGGCCUCGAGUUGGCCCAGUGGCUGGUGCUGCGUGGGGCCCAGAAGCUUGUGCUGACCUCCCGCUCCGGCAUCCGCACAGGCUACCAGGCCAAGCAGGUUCGUGAGUGGAGGCGUCAGGGCGUGCAGGUGCUGGUGUCCACCAGCAAUGCCAGCUCGCUGGAGGGGGCCCGGAGCCUCAUCACAGAAGCUGUGCAGCUGGGGCCUGUGGGAGGCGUCUUCAACCUGGCCAUGGUCCUGAGAGACGCCGUACUGGAGAACCAGACCCCGGAGUUCUUCCAAGACGUCAACAAGCCCAAGUAUAGCGGCACCUUGAACUUGGACAGGGUGACUCGGGAGGCCUGUCCGGACCUGGACUACUUCGUGAUCUUCUCCUCGGUGAGCUGCGGGCGCGGGAACGCAGGCCAGACCAACUACGGCUUCGCCAACUCCGCCAUGGAGCGAAUCUGUGAGAAGCGCCGGCACGACGGCCUCCCGGGCCUAGCGGUGCAGUGGGGUGCCAUUGGCGAUGUGGGCAUCGUGCUCGACACUAUGGGAACCAACGACACAGUUAUCGGCGGGACACUACCCCAGCGCAUCACCUCCUGCCUGGAGGUGCUGGAUCUCUUCCUGAACCAGCCCCACGCGGUCCUCAGCAGCUUUGUGCUGGCUGAGAAGAAGGCCACGGCCCUCAGUGAUGGCGAUGGCCAGCGGGACCUGGUGAAGGCCGUGGCACACAUCCUGGGCAUCCGCGAUAUGGAUGCCGUCAACCUGGACAACUCACUGGCAGACCUGGGCCUGGACUCGCUCAUGGGCGUGGAGGUGCGUCAGACCCUCGAGCGUGAGCAUGACCUGGUGCUGUCCAUGCGCGAAGUGCGGCAGCUGACACUCAGGGCACUGCAGGAGCUGUCCUCGAAGGCUCACGUGUCUGAUGAGCUGGCAUCCCCAAUGCCUAAGGACAGCCCAACCCAGCAGGAGGUCCAGCUGAACCUGAGCUCCCUGCUGGUGAACCCUGAGGGUCCCACCUUGACGCGGCUCAACUCGGUGCAGAGCUCCGAGCGGCCCCUCUUCCUGGUGCACCCCAUCGAGGGCUCCACUGCUGUCUUCCACAGCCUGGCAGCCAAGCUCAGCAUCCCCACCUAUGGCUUGCAGUGCACCCGAGCUGCACCACUGGACAGCAUCCAGAGCCUGGCCGCCUACUACAUCGACUGCAUCAGGCAGGUGCAGCCUGAGGGGCCGUACCGCAUCGCCGGCUACUCCUAUGGGGCUUGCGUGGCCUUCGAGAUGUGCUCGCAGCUGCAGGCCCAGCAGAGCCCGGCCCCUGCCCACAACAGCCUCUUCCUGUUCGACGGCUCACACACCUACGUGCUGGCCUACACCCAGAGCUACCGGGCAAAGCUGACUCCUGGCUGUGAGGCUGAAGUCGAGUCUGAGGCCAUGUGCUUCUUCGUGCAGCAGUUCACAGACAUGGAGCACAGCAGGGUGCUGGAAGUGCUGCUGCCACUCAAGGACCUGGAGGAGCGCGUGGAGGCCUCCGUGGACCUGAUCACCAAGAGCCAUCAGGGCCUGGACCGCCAGGAGCUGAGCUUUGCAGCCCUGUCCUUCUACCACAAGCUGCGGGCAGCCGAGCAAUAUGCGCCCAAGGCCAAGUACCAUGGCAAUGUGACGCUGUUACGUGCCAAGAUGGGCAGCGCCUAUGGCGAGGACCUGGGUGCUGACUACAACCUAUCGCAGGUGUGUGACGGGAAGGUGUCUGUGCACGUCAUCGAGGGAGACCACCGCUCACUGCUGGAGGGCAGCGGCCUGGAAUCCAUUAUCAGCAUCAUGCACAGCUCCCUGGCCGAGCCGCGUGUCAGUGUGCGCGAGGGCUAGGCCCGCCCCAGCCCCAAGGUCGCUCUGUCACCCCCUCACUGCAUUGGCCACACCCUGGGGCUGGGGAGGGUCCUGCUGGUGGGACCCCACAGCCUCCCCAGCAGCGGCUGGAUAGGCCGGUCACACUGGGUCCCCACCACCAGCGGCAUGGCACCACAGGGACAGCAGAGCCGCUGACUCGGAGACCCCCGGUCUGUGAAGAGCCAGCAGAGCCGACGGGAGCCAGGCUAGUUUUUUGUACUUGUUGUCUCUCCAUUUGGAUUCUCAUAUUUAUUGCAUCCCUGGAAAAGACCCCUAGGGCCUGUUCACUCUGUGAAGACGCCGAAGCUACUCCGGGGCAGACUUCUCAGGGGUGUGCCACCGGGGUCUGGGCACACCGCAGCCCUCUGUAUUCACUGUACAGGUGGCUGCCCAGGCCUGCUGGCAGGGUCCCCUUCUUGGCCAGAUCUGGCUCCUGCCCACUGCUCCAAAGGGUACAGGGAGGGCCAGUCCCUGAGUAGCGCAAGGACCCAGAGCAGGCGUCAGAGCCCACAGCUCCUGACCUCGGUGCCCCGGCUGCACCCAUGAUGCAGGGCCUGCAGGGCACAGCCUGGCCCUCCGACCCUGCUGACCGCACCUGGCACCAACUCUGUCCAUGUUAGUUUUUCAAGAAACAAUUCCAGUUGCUGCUCAGAUUUUGAAAUUUACUGUAACUGUCAGUAUAGGAACCAUGUCUGGAUCCUGUUUCAUUUUUAGACCAACUUGAUAAAAAUACUGCUCUUGACACCCUGUCCUCUCCAAGCCUCCCCACAAUAAAACUGCACGUGAGCUCUG